AUGACCCUCUCCCUCCCUCAGUCGCAGCCGCUGACGUCGAUUAGCGAAAGAAACGAUGAAUUUGAUGAUGGCGGCGACGAACGAAGCAACAGUGCAGAAAUGGCUCUCCCCCGACUCUCCUACGCUCGAUUUCCCGAUUUGAGUGCCGGCGGACGAACACGAAGGCGAUUGGGAAAGCAACGGCGCGCGAUUAAGGUGUCCGAAGUCCGAACACAAGCGUCCCCGUAG
This is a messenger RNA of Linum trigynum, 228 nucleotides long. The record is from the annotation of a GenBank genome assembly. Lineage: Eukaryota; Viridiplantae; Streptophyta; Magnoliopsida; Malpighiales; Linaceae.